Vollenhovia emeryi is the source of this 753-nucleotide messenger RNA. RefSeq lists its product as uncharacterized. NCBI's taxonomy places the organism in Eukaryota, Metazoa, Arthropoda, Insecta, Hymenoptera, Formicidae. The transcript has 2 exons. The coding region runs from base 1 to 753 and encodes 250 amino acids. The record is from RefSeq and is a predicted model, not a curated record.
AUGCCCAACCUGGGUGGACCGUGUGGGAGAACGAGGCGACUUUACGCGAACGUAACGAAUUCGAUCGCGUUGUACGGUGCCCCCAUCUGGUCAGCCGCCCUGAAUGGCAACAAAAAGGCGACCGCGGCGCUGCGUAAAACACAGCGUCGCAUGGCCAUCAGGGCGAUACGGGGGCUGGGGGGUCCCGGUAACGAAGAGGAUGAGGAGGCUCCUCAGCCUCCAGAUAAAGAGGGAGGCAAGGGAGGAAUGGCGGACCUGGCUCGGGGAGCCAAACCGAGCGGGCCAGCGCACGGUCCAGCCAUCCUCCCCUGCCUUGACGAGUGGCUCGACCGCUCAUGGUCACGGGCGUCCUAUAGGACGACGCAGGUACUCACCGGACACGGCUGUUUCGGUGAGUACCUGCAUAGGAUAGGGCGCGAGCAAACUGCGCAUUGCCACCAUUGUGACGGGGAGAGGGACUCGGCGCAGCACACUCUGGAAGUUUGCCCAGCGUGGGCAAACGAGCGCCGAGCCCUCUCCAACAUUAUAGGUGCGGACCUCUCUCUCCCGGCGGUAAUCAAGGCCGCCACGGAGAGGGAGGAAGCUUGGGAGGCGUUCUCCUCCUUCUGCGAGCAUGUCAUGCUGCAGAAGGAGGAGGCCGAACGGAUCCGAAGGGGGGAAGCCGAACCCCGUGGCGGAUCCCAACGAGGCAGAGUAGGCGUGCCUCAAAGGAGAGGGGCACGCCGACUACCGGUCCACCUAAGGGCCUGGUGA